GACUAAACAAGGAUGUGCAAAUUAUACACACUUAUUUAUGUUUCCCAUUUCUUUACUCAAAACACUUUCGCUUCUUCACAAUUCACAUGUUUAGCUCACUUGCCCGGAAAGACACGCCAUCCUAAUACUAUCCCAAACUUCCCUUAAACUUCCUGUCUUCAACAGUUACCAUCUUCAUUCCCAUAACCAAAAACACUACCCAUAAUUCUCAAGAACAAAACAAUGCUUUCUCUGUUUGCUUUAAUUCCUCUGUUUUCUCAGAAAUGUCUCGAACCAAUCUAAUAAUCACUACAAAAAUUCACAUAAUGGCAUUAGAUGGGAUUGUAAAUGUCAAUUCUUUAUUCACUUUCGCUCUUUUUCUUGGUCUCGCAUGGUACCCUGCUGCUGGCCCUGCCACCACCCUCAUCGCUGAACCUUCCUGUGCUGCUAGCUCUGCCAUCGCCGAGGAUAUGAUCUCCUUCCAUGUGUAUUCUUUCAGCUCUUUUCUCUUCUCUAGUCUCGUCGCCUUAGCUCUCAAACAAGCUAUCAGGAUUGCUGAUAAAGAUGAUGACUUUGUUAUCAGUGUGGCCGAAGUUGGAAGUGCGUCUCUGGUGCAUGCUAACAUGGUGGCAUUAAGAGUUGGGACUUUGGUUUCGGGGUUUGGUUCGGUUUUUGGAUGUGGGUUCUUGAUGAUGGCUUUGGUUGAUUUGGUUCAGAUAAAGUUGGGAAUUCUGGCUUGUGGAAGUUUUUAUACCUUUGCUGCAAUUGUUCCUUUGGUUAUAUUAGUCCCUCUUGCCCUAGUAGUCUAUGUUUUUCUCAUGCUUUAUUCCUUCACUCGCUAGAAAUUUUUUGGAGUUAUUUCCAUAAAUUGAUGAAAAGUUUAUACUUUA
Ricinus communis (castor bean) is the source of this 869-nucleotide messenger RNA. RefSeq lists its product as uncharacterized. The record is from RefSeq and is a predicted model, not a curated record. The coding region runs from base 264 to 821 and encodes 185 amino acids. The transcript has a single exon. Lineage: Eukaryota; Viridiplantae; Streptophyta; Magnoliopsida; Malpighiales; Euphorbiaceae.